This is a messenger RNA of Paramacrobiotus metropolitanus, 1687 nucleotides long. RefSeq lists its product as uncharacterized. Gene Ontology annotation, biological process: proteasome-mediated ubiquitin-dependent protein catabolic process; regulation of proteolysis. NCBI's taxonomy places the organism in Eukaryota, Metazoa, Tardigrada, Eutardigrada, Parachela, Macrobiotidae. Bases 169 to 1230 code for a protein of 353 amino acids. Gene Ontology annotation, molecular function: ubiquitin protein ligase binding. The record is from RefSeq and is a predicted model, not a curated record. The transcript has 2 exons. Gene Ontology annotation, cellular component: cytoplasm.
UAACUGUGAGUUUGCUCAACGGUAUCGACGUGACCGUAUGUAAUCUUAUUGAACGGCUAACAUUGUGACAUUUCGGUUCUCUUCCUCGUGUUACAAGAAGUUUUCCGAUCUGUUUUCAAGUAAAUACUCUUUCUUUUACAGUUGUUGUAAUUGUUCUAAUAUUCCAUCAUGCCGUGGCUGAAUCUCAAACGCUUUGGCCUAGUCAAAUCUAGCAAAGCCUCUUCAAACACCACUCCAAAGGCGACGCUGUACAGCAACCGCAAAAGAAGCGUCACGUUUGCCUAUCAGAUCCCCACGGCACAGUUUGUGGGCAAGCGGUUCCGCUAUUUGGAUGGCGAUGGACGGUACUAUUGGAUUUUCUCAGCAAACCUUACGGUGGAGAAGCAGUGGGACUAUCCGGAGAUUCCCCAGUCCGAGUGGACCGUCAGCCUGGACGUUAACCAAGAUACUGUAACGGGGCAUCCCCAUUUGCUGUUCGACGAUAAGUACGCCCCACGAGCCAAGGUGGUUCCCAAGAAAGGUUUCGGCGGACUGACUGGCUCUGGCGAAAUUUUGGUGGAAGGAAAAGUUAGGGCAUCCGACACUGAUCCAUCCGCUUGUACCACCGUCGUCAUCGGACCAUCUGGAUGGACCCGCUCUCGUAAAUUCGGUGUUGAGCUGAAGCUGGGCCAUUUGAUGUGCUGUAAAACGGCUGUCGAUAAACACGGUCACCCACGGAAAAUCCCGGCUUUGAUCGAGGGAUACGUCUACGUGUGGCUGACCUUCCACAUUCAGCAGCACGAGCGCCACGAUCUGCAGCGUCUACUGGAUUCCGGUUUGAUGACAGACUGCACGCUGGUUUCUACGGAUGGCCGUAAGUUUCCAGUGCAUCGCGCAAUCUUGGCCGUACAGUCACCGGUGCUGUCCGAAUUACUGCAGAGCCACGAGCUCGAUAAAACCGCAGGUCAGCUCGCCGUUGUGGAUGCGGAUGGGAAACUGCUGAAAACACUCAUCGGCUUUGCGUAUACGCGGGAGUUACAGCACACGGCCGAUGGGCGACUGGAAGACUUGUGGAUGCUGGCAAAGAAGUUUGGAAUGCAAGAAUUGUGCGCCGCGUGUGAAUGCCGUCUGAUAUCUGGCGUCGAUAAGGGCAACGCAAUGCGCUAUUACAUUUUUUCUCGGGAGUUUGGCUUGGCGAAACUGCAGCAAAGCGCCGGAACAUAUAUCGGCAAGGAUCCGAUGGGUGUUUAACACUGCUGUAGAAUACUCCGUCGCAAAUGCUUUACCGCUAUUCUAUGCUGACCUUUUGGUGAUACUGUAUAACACUUUAGCGUGCUUCUACCUAUAUACAACCAGUCAUAUCAAUAUGGGUACUCGUAUUAUUUGUGGGGGCUCUUUCCGGCUUUACAGUCUGCAAAAUUCAUCUACCCAAAUUUUAAUUUUUUUGUUUGUUUUUUACGUCAUGAGCUUACUUGCGCAGUACCGCCCUUUUUCUGGAAAGUACGUUAUUUUAAUUUCGCUCGCGAGCACGGUUUGGUGAGACUGCAGCAAAAUGUUGGGCAUUACAUUGGCAAAAAUCCAAUGGCUGUUUGAAGUACACAAGCGAAGCAGCGUUUGGGUCGGGAUCUCCAAGGUGGAUCUUGAGUGUUUUGCAUUUAUUUAGAAUUAAAGCUCCUCUAGCUGCUGUUGUUUGUCUUGGAAUUUCUCC